Molecule: messenger RNA, 1374 nt
Organism: Dermatophagoides pteronyssinus (European house dust mite)
Lineage: Eukaryota; Metazoa; Arthropoda; Arachnida; Sarcoptiformes; Pyroglyphidae
Biological process (GO): G protein-coupled receptor signaling pathway
Cellular component (GO): membrane
Molecular function (GO): neuropeptide Y receptor activity
Source: RefSeq, a predicted model, not a curated record
AUGUCGGCUUGUUCAAUAUUUAUUUGUCUUACGAUUGCUUCUAAAAAUAAUGAUAAAUCAUCAUCUUCUGAAACAUCCUUAUUUAAUUCAUUAAAUUUAAAUGAAAAUAUAAAUAAUAAUGAUACAACGGAAAGAUUACCAAUUGUAUAUCAUAUAAUUAUUGCUAAUUCAACAACAUCCAUACCAAUCAUAUUGGUAACAACAACAACAACAACAACUAUAAGAAAUAUUAUCGUUAUUAUUUGCUAUAGUUUAAUAAUAAUUUUUUCAUUAUGUGGAAAUUAUCUUGUUUGUCAUGUAAUAUAUUCUACACCAAAAUUACGUACAACAACAAAUAUUUUAAUAUUUAGUUUAGCAAUAUCCGAUAUAUUAACUACUGUAUUGAAUAUACCAUUUAAUUGUGCUAGAUUUUUAUUAUUGGAUUGGCCAUUUCCAGAUUCAUUUUGUAUGAUAAUGCCAACAUUACAGGUAACAAGUGUUUAUGUUUCUGCAUUAACAAUGGCAGCAAUUUGUUUGCAUCGCUAUCGUUCAAUAUUGGGUACUACUGGACCAAAUAUUGUUAUAUCAUCACGUGUUGGUUUUAAUCAUAUAACACAUUCGAUGAGUAGAAUACGUAUAAAAAUAUGUAUAUUAUUUAUAUGGAUUAUAUCAAUAUUAUUAGCAUUACCACAUACAAUAUUCAAUGUUGUUGUAUGGACUGAAUUAUCCAAUGGACAAAUGAUACGUCGUUGUCGUGCUGAAUAUCCACAUUCAAUAAAAGAACAGAUGCCAUUAAUAUUAUCAUUAUUAGCAACAUUUACACAAUUCUUAUUACCAUUAGGUAUGACAACAAUAUUAUAUUGUCGUAUUGGUCGUAUAAUAGCACAUCAAGGAAAAUUAGCUAAACAUUAUUGUGAUGAAUUGAAUCGUCGUGUUGUUGAAGCAAAACGUAAACGUAUUACAAUGCUUGUAUUAAUUAUUGUUGGUUUUUUAAUCACAUGGUUACCAAUAACAAUGUAUCAUUUAAUUAUUGAUUUUCAUCUUGUACAUUUUCAUUGGAAUCUAUUUCUAGCAUUACAUAUUUGGGCAAUGACAUCCGUUUGUUAUAAUUCAUUUAUAUAUUGUUUUAUGAAUGAAGAUUUUCGUAAACGUUCUAAACAAAUUAUUGCUCGUCAUCAACGUUUAUUUUUAACAUUAUGUUUUUUUCUAUUUACUAAUCGUAAAUUUGAACGUAAUAUUGGUACAAGUACACCAUCAACUGGUUCAGUUUCAGCAACAAUGACAUUACCAGCUGUUAUUGGUUAUCAUCAACAUCAAAAUCAACAACAACAACAACAACAACAAAAACCGAAUAACUAUUUACAUAUUAAAUUUUUAAUCAAUGUAAAAGUGUAA